Messenger RNA from Chanos chanos (milkfish), 3420 nucleotides. RefSeq names its product activated leukocyte cell adhesion molecule b (gene alcamb). Bases 147 to 1844 code for a protein of 565 amino acids. Gene Ontology annotation, biological process: cell adhesion. Gene Ontology annotation, cellular component: plasma membrane. The transcript is spliced from 16 exons. Lineage: Eukaryota; Metazoa; Chordata; Actinopteri; Gonorynchiformes; Chanidae. The record is from RefSeq and is a predicted model, not a curated record.
GCAGAAUAAGUUACCAGACAACUUUAAUGUAUUGAGUUGCCUUAGAAACAGUACCCGAGCAUAUUUUAUUAAUUGACCCCGAGGAUCAACAUUUGCAGGUUCCAAGCUAUUUUACUCAUAAAUAAGGAGCUUUCAUUUGGCAAAAGAUGCUUUCGGCUGCAUUAUCCGUGGGUGUCCUCCUGGCAUCGCUGCUUUAUCAAGCGAGCGGUUUGGCAACUGUGACUGGCCGUUAUGGAGAGACAGUUGUGGUACCCUGCAAUAUAGAAGGCCAAAAUCCAGCAGACAUCAUCAUCACAAAAUGGAAAUACGCAAAAGCAGAUGGGUCUUCUGGUGAUCUGAUAGUGAAAAGUCGAGGUCAGAAUGCUACUGUUUCAGCCAGUGAAGAGUAUCAGGACAGGGUGAGCGUCAGUGAGGACCUCAGUCUGCAUAUUGCCAAAACAACUCUGACUGAUGAGAAAGUAUUCACCUGCAUGGUAGUGGUGGGUGCCGACAUUUUGGAGUUCCCCAUCCACGUGACGAUUCAGAAGGCUCCUUCCGCACCAGAGGUCACCGACCCAGCGGCAGUGAUGGAGCUUGGCAAACUAGCCCAGUUAGGAGUAUGUACUACCACAGAUGCCUAUCCAGCUGCUAACAUUACGUGGUAUAGAGACAAUAUUGCUCUGGAAAACGAUGGAACAGAUAUUAUCAUCACCACCACUGUGGAGACCGACAGUGGGACGGGUCUUUCCUCUACCUCCUCAAAGCUUCAGUAUACAGCAGGGAAGGAAGACAAAGACGCCAAGUUCACCUGCGCUGUUCAGCAUAGCCUGGCUUCAGAUCUGGUGUCUUCCCCUGUAUUAUUCACCAUCAACUUCCCCACAGAGAAAGUAAGCCUCCAGGUCAUCUCUGAAGGACCCUUCAUGGAAGGCGAUAGCGUGACCCUUAAAUGUGAGGCAGACGGUAACCCACCACCUUCCAGCUUCACCUUCCACGUCAAGGGAGAAAAAGUGACGGUGGAAGACUCUGACACUUACACCCUGACCAACGUCACGCGUGCAGACAGUGGAGAGUACAAAUGUUCUUUGGUGGACGAUGAAGAUCUGGAAUCCUCAGCAAACAUCACAGUCAACUAUCUGGAUGUCACAUUCAGCCCUUCAGGCAAGAUCACCAAGAGAACUGGAGAAAGCUUGGAAGUGACUCAGCAGGUAGAUGCAUCUGGAGAAGUCCAAGUUUCCUGGAAAAAGGGCAGUGUCAAACUGAGCAGUCCGCCCAAGUUUGACAAGCUGACAUACACUGACUCUGGAAUGUACGAGUGUAUAGUCUCCAUGGCAGGACUUGUCAAAAGCCAUUCCUUUGAACUGACUGUUGAAGGUGCUCCGGUGAUCAAGAGCCUGUCCAAACAGCGCAGUGACGACGACACGCACAAAGUCCUCAGCUGCGAGGCGGAAGGUUCGCCCAAACCCACCGUGAUGUGGAGCAUCAACGGCACAGAUGCAACGGAAACUCAAUACGUCGAUGGAUCGAUCACCUUUAAGAUCACUAUUGUACCCACUGCUAAUCUCACCGUGUCCUGCACUGUGUCCAAUUCUUUGGGCCAGAGUACUAAGAGUAUUAAUGUGUCUGCACUAUAUGAGGAGGUCAAAUUGAACAGACAAGAGGAACAGACAGAUGACUCCAAUGACCAGGCCAAACUGGCAGUAGGAAUUGUUGUUGGUCUUAUUUUGGCAGCUGUAGUUGUUGGUCUGGCCUACUGGAUAUACAUGAAAAAAUCCAGGCAAGGCACCUGGAAAACUGGAGAAAAAGAAGACGGUACUUUGGAAGAGAGCAAAAAGCUGGAGGAGGCCAGUCAAAAAGCAGAAGCUUAAAUUUGAAGAGCCAUUCAGGAAAAAGAAACUUCCUUGCACACAUUGCAAGUUAUGUGUCUGUGAAAAAGGGAAUUCAUUUUAAACAGAUUCUCCCAUCGACAGAGUUCUGCUGAUCCCCUCUGAAGAGCAGUGUGUAGUUGUGUCUUUCUCACCACCUUUAAAGGCAGAGAAGACAUAAACAAUGAAAAUAUGGUAUAAAGUACAGUUUGUGAACCUACUGCACUGAUGAUUCAUUGUGUUAUGUUUUUGUUCAAGAAAAAAAAACAAAAAAAAAACCUUUUUGUCUGUGAGCUGUGUAUUAUCAUAGGUUGAGUCAGGUAUUUGGUCAUUCCACAAGAAAGUGAUGCCCAAUCAGUAAGUUUGAUUGUUCAGCCAUUUCUAGCAGAUGUGAUUCUUGUAGGCUAAGUUGCCUUAUAUGUAACAAUGUGUCGUAUUAUUUUUUUUCUCACUUUGUACACUGGAGGAGGAUAUGGAAAAAAAUGUAAAAGUUGUUACUUUUCCUUUUCUGACCUCACAUCGUCACCACUAAUUCAUCGUCGUAGUCAGUUUACAUCCACUUUCUGUAACUUUUUAAGUCUAGUUAGCAGUGUUUGACAUGAAUUGUGUAAAUAUUGAGACCAAGUGUCAUUGCCUGUGACUUCUUUUUCCAGAAGUAUUUCGGUACUAUUGGGUUUUUUUCUGUUUUAAAAAGACCUAUGAGCCAGGUGGUAACUUGAAGGUAAAAAAAAAGAAUGCAUAGGUGAAAAAAGCCCCAAUUAGGCAGGAGUGAAAGAUAAAUAAAUAAACCUUUUUUGAUGCAGGUGUGAUUAGUGGCCUUUUGAAAGAUAAAGUUUGAUUGUGUAUGAAGUAAAAAUUAUUUUGCAUAAAUUCAAAAACAUUAGUUUAACUGAAGAAAUGCCAUCUAUUGUCCAGAUUAUUCUAAUUGUGCCUUGUUUGCGUUGUGUUAUUAAAAUGGAUAAAAACACAAAUGAAGAAAAAUCCAAUAAAUAUGUAAUGGUAUCUAGCCUAUAACAUGAGCAUUUCAGGUUAGGAUAUGUUAUUAUCUAUAUCCAUAUUGUUUGAUUUUAUUUUGCAAGGACUGUAUUAAAUUCGAUGUUUUCUCAGGCUGUCUUCAGUUAGCUAAGGCCACAUGAAAAUUAUUUUAAAAAAAAAGUUACCUAACCCCAUGCAUGUUCAGUUAUUUACCAUGCUCAUGUACAUUGCUGCAAAGUACUUUAGUUUGAGAGUGUACCUGUAAAUAUAACAAACUUUUUUUUUUCUUUUUGGUGGUUUAUUUAUAUCGUUCAGGUGUAGCUUUAUCCUGCUGUGUUUCAGCAUUCUGCUAGCCAGGUUUAAUCAAUUUUCCCUUAAGAUAUACCUCUAGUACUAUUGAAAAGUACAGAAAACUGAUGUUAGUUACUUGCAGGCAUUAAAGACAUGAUGUUUAAUAUGUUAGGCUUUUGUAGUGUGAUGUUCAUUUGAUCUGCUGAACCUGUGAGAUGAAACUAAAGAGGGUUACUAAGGCCAUGCAAGUGUUGUACAUACUGACUUGGUUUUGUACUUUUGUUGAAAAUAAAAGUGUACAUUUUGAGGAAAG